Messenger RNA from Psilocybe cubensis, 942 nucleotides. Its product is annotated as Extracellular metalloprotease. The transcript has 7 exons. Bases 1 to 942 code for a protein of 313 amino acids. Lineage: Eukaryota; Fungi; Basidiomycota; Agaricomycetes; Agaricales; Agrocybaceae. Gene Ontology annotation, molecular function: metallopeptidase activity. The record is from RefSeq and is a predicted model, not a curated record.
AUGAAAAUCUCCGCCGCGAUUCAAACCCUCCUCGUGCUGGGAGCAUCAAUCACAGUGCCGAUCUCCCUGGUACAAGCAGCACCCCAAGGCGAGUACUCUCUGGAGAAGGCCUUUGCAAGCUCUUUUUCUAGCCACCGAUAUAAUGCCAAAAGGCUAUGCGGUACACACAUCAGCGCGGAAAGAAAGGCGUCUGUCGAGCGCAAGUUCGCUGCACAGCGAAUAGCAGCCCCAGAAACUGCCAAGGCAGUAGCGCCAGUCAUUGACGUAUAUUUCAAUGUUAUUGCUGCAAAUAAGACUAUCGCUGGAGGAUGGAUCCCGGCGCACCAGAUCAAAUCUCAGAUUGCGGUUCUGAAUAGAGAUUUCAAGAGCACUGGAGUACAAUACCGUCUGGCGAAGGUAACAAGAUACAUCUCGAAGCGGUGGUUCAACGGUGUUGCUCCUGAAGGGGCUAUGCAAACUGAAAUGAAACAGAAACUCAGAAAAGGUGGACCAGAAACACUCAAUGUGUAUACCGUUGGGUUCCAUAACACACAGGCAGAGGGCCUACUAGGACAUGCGACAUUCCCCACAGACUACAAGAGUCUCCCGAAGGACGACGGGGUUGUGAUCCAGUAUGGCACCCUUCCUGGGGGCAAUUUGGCUCCGUUCAACAAAGGCAAGACGCUCACACACGAAGUCGGUCAUUGGGUCGGACUUUACCACACUUUCGAGGGAGGAUCUUGUUCAUCGAGCGGCGAUGAAGUCUCCGACACCCCUGCCCAAUUAAAGCCUACAUCUGGAUGCCCCAUUGCAAACCCAGACACUUGUCCUGGCAAGGCUGGUCUCGAUCCUAUUCACAACUUUAUGGAUUACUCGGAUGAUGUCUGUUUGACACAUUUCAGCGCUGGACAAGGGACACGCUUGAGGGCACAGCUGAGAACAUACCGAGAAAUUGAUGUCUGA